This is a messenger RNA of Labrus mixtus (cuckoo wrasse), 7444 nucleotides long. RefSeq names its product zinc finger and BTB domain containing 22b (gene zbtb22b). Gene Ontology annotation, biological process: regulation of transcription by RNA polymerase II. NCBI's taxonomy places the organism in Eukaryota, Metazoa, Chordata, Actinopteri, Labriformes, Labridae. The transcript has 5 exons. The record is from RefSeq and is a predicted model, not a curated record. Gene Ontology annotation, molecular function: protein binding; DNA-binding transcription factor activity, RNA polymerase II-specific; RNA polymerase II cis-regulatory region sequence-specific DNA binding. Bases 172 to 2502 code for a protein of 776 amino acids.
UCCUCUUAAAGGGGACGCGUCGCUGUCUGCCGCUGCAGGAGAGCUCCGAUGGGAAGAACAUUUUGGAGAAAUGGUUCUCAAACUUCAGAGCCUGGACGAACCGGCGGGACACCGGGCCGGCAGCUCGGUCACAGACUGUACCGUUGAAGGCUGCAGUGUCAACUAAGCACGAUGCAGUCCUUGUCCAUGGAAGUGGGAAGCAGCAGCAGCUCAGCUCCCAGCGACACAUCUGGCUCGGUGGUGCAGGUGUGCUUUCCCGGCGCUCAGGCCUCGGUGCUCGAGAGUCUGAACCGACAGAGAGAAGAAGGCCGGCUCUGUGACCUCUCCAUCCACGUCCAGGGACAAGUGUUCAAAGCCCACCGCUGCGUCCUGGCCGCCUCCUCACCCUAUUUCCACGACCAGGUACUGCUGAAGAACAUGUCUACUGUCUCCAUCCCUGCUGUAAUGGACCCGUUGGCGUUUGAGAGCGUGCUGAGCUGCGCCUACACCGGUCAGCUCAGGAUGCUGCGAGAGGACAUAGUCAACUACCUCACGGUGGGCAGCGUGCUGCAGAUGUGGCACAUCGUGGACAAAUGCACCGAGCUGCUGAAGGAGGGCCGUGCGGUAGCAGGGAGCGGUGGAGGAGGUGGCGGCGGCGUGCAGGACGGAGCAGGCAUCAGAGGAGGUGAAGGGUCAGCUAACCCCGGGUGUAGCAGCAGCAGCAAUGGGGACACUGACGCAGGUGGAGGUAACAGAGCUGUAAGAAACGGUGGGGUUGGUGCUGGACAAGCCCAAGUGGUCGGGUCCAUCGAGGCCCAGCGUGCCUCCCAGCCUCCCAGCCGGCCAUCAGUGAGCGAGAGCCAGUCUCCCAGCAGCACCAACUACUUCAGCCCCAGGGACGGGAGCGGUGCAGCCGCAGCAGGAGCUUCAGUGGACGGAGGCGGGGCUAGCAACACCCCGAGCUACUGCACCCCUUCUGGAGGAGAGGAAGGAUUCCUUAUUGAGGAAGAGGAGGAGGAAGUAGAGGAGGAAGAGGAGGAGGUGUUGUACCACCAAAGGAAGCGGGGAAGAGGAGGGGGGAGUGGCAGGAGGAAGAAAAUGAGCUCAUUGUCGGAGCAGGAAGUCGGGGUCAGCGACAGCUUUGGUGUGUCGUCCUAUCAGGAUGGGGAGGAAACAGCGAUGCCACCUCAGAAGCGUCCUACAUACAGCCAGCCCAGCAUCAUGCCUCGUAAACAGUGGGUGGUCGUGAAAACCGAGCGAUUGGAGGACGACGACCUCAUCGUAGUGUCUGGAGAAGAAGGAGGAGAAGAUGAGGAGGACGAGGAUGAGAGGGAGAUGGAGCUGGCCAGACAGAGGGAGAGAAGUGACUUCAACAUCUCCAACGUAAGGAGUCUUUCAGCCGAGCUGGGGGGGCGAGCUGAGAGUGACAUGGACUCACAGGUGGACUACUGUCAGUCUUCAGAGGACUACCUCAAGUUUGAAGGCAGUUUGAUGGACCAGACUUUGGCUCAGCACCUUCAUGACAGUGCAGCCGGUCAGAGCCAGAACGCCAACCGUGCUGUGUCAGCGCUGCUGGGCCAGGUCCAGUCUGCAGCCUCAACCCGGACUCAGCUCUUCCCCCUUGACAUGCAGGGGAACCAGAUCCUCCUCUACAGCCAGGCCUCCGGUCUCUCUCUGGACUCUUCGGCCCCGCCCCUGGGUCUGACUGGUGGUAUGAUGGGAGGAGCCUCUUUUAAAGGACCCGGUCUGGAGCACGGUGCGGUGCACCUGUCUGUGCAGGGCGCUUUGGGAGUUGACGGCUUGGACAGUGGGGGGAUCGGGAGUGGGGGCGGUGCCAACAGCACUGGGGGUUCAGGGAAAGUAUUUAUGUGCCACUGUGGGAAGACGUUCACUCACAAGAGCAUGCGGGACCGCCACAUCAACAUGCACCUGGACCUGCGACCCUUCCACUGCCCAGUCUGUUCCAAGAAGUUCAAGAUGAAGCAUCACCUGACGGAGCACAUGAAGACGCACACGGGCCUCAAGCCGUACGACUGCCUCAGCUGUGGCAAGAAGUUCAUGUGGCGAGACAGCUUCAUGAGGCACCGCUCACACUGCGAGAGGCGCGGCGGGCUGGGAGAGAGCGGCGAAGGAGGGAGCAGCAGUGAGGGAGGGAGAAGAGGAAGUGAAGACGGGCAAGAUUUGAUGUCACCUCCUCAACUCCUCCUGUCUGCAGGCGAAGGAGGACAUGGAGGAAUUCUGGGAGGAAGAGGAGGCGUGUCUGUUACUUCCCCACAUCUCUCGGGCUCUGUUCUGUCGCCGCAGCACGCCGGUGUCUCAGCCGCAGGAAGCAUCAGCAACAACAGCGUGAGCAACAGCAGCAGUGCUGCUCUGAGCAACAACAUGGCCGCCACAGGGGCGCUUCUAGGGGUCGUUUCAAGUCCAGGUCAGGGAUCAGGGAUGUUUGGUGGACUGGGGCUGGGACGAAGUGUGUGUGAUGAAGAUGUGUGUGAGGUUAGUGCCAAUGAUAGUAGUGUGACUUAAACCAAAAGUGUGUGUUUUGUCCACCAGGGGGCUGUCAUGUUCCUGCUUCCUGCGGCUGAUUUUACAACGUUGUAAACUUGGAGCAAGUGAAGCACUUUUACCCGCCAACACUCACAACAAGCAGUGAUAAUCUUUGUGAAGGAAGACAACGCUUCUGUUGGACAAAAACUGAAGAACCUGUACGUGUUUAUAAAUCAACGCCAUUCUAAGAUUCCACUGUUGACCAUUGUGCCGUGAAGUAAGUGAAAUAGUGGUCGUUCUGAUGGCGUCUCUAACUAUCCUCCAAUCGUCACACCACAAAGACUUUUAGGGAACCUGCCUCCAAAAAGUGGCCUCAGUAAAAUGGACCUUCACUCUCAGUGAGAGGGAUUUAGUUUUCAGUAUCAGAAACGUUGUUAAAGGUUGUUUUUUUGUUUGUUCUGUGUCAGAGUGUUGUUUAUGUUGAGAGGAGACCAAAAAGUGAACAGACUCUUACCUUCUUCUGUGGCAACAUUAUAGUAUCAGUAGAGUAGAUACAAGGCUGUUCUAUCGUAUCGUAUUGUACUUUAUAAAUAUAAUAAGUUAACACAAAUCUGCACAUACCCAUGGUUCAGUGUUUGAAGAGAAGAAGCAAACGUUGCAGGUUUGUGUUUCUGAAUCGACAGUGGUGUGUCUUCUCCUGCCGUGUGGAUUUGGAAGUUACUUCAUCGCUCCUUUGCUUAAAGGUUAUCCAGUUGAACAGUUAAAUCAUUAUUUAUCUUCUUAACAAGAGGACAAAGAAAGAUCCACACAUGUGUACAGAGAGGAGUUUUCACCAGACCUAUCUGGUCUUUUGGCUUGAACUCCAGACUCACUCCGAUGACUUUGUUUGUUUUUUUAAAGAAACAAAAGUCAGAAGUGAAGUUUUAAAUCUGUUGUCCGAUACGGUCCAUCCUUUCUAAACAUAAACAUGUUUAACUCUUGAAAAGCAGGAGGCGACUCGUCUUCUCAGCCUCUGUGUUCGGCCUUCACUGUCUCGUUGUUCACAGAGUUUACUUGUAGUGAGCAGAAGUUUAUUAUUACUGUAAAUAUAAAGAGUAUAUACGUCGUAUGAACACAUACUAACCUGUCAUUCUGAAGCGCUCGGGUCCAUCUGAUCCGCUCAAUCAGCUGUAGAGAAAGUGUUCUGCACAGGGUUUCCUUGUUAUUGAAACCUCCUGAUGGUAGAUGUUGUCCUAUCUAAGCUAUACAGUGUAUAGUGUGUUUACAAGCAUACCUCACCUGAAACAAGUUAGGGACCUCAUUUUAAAGAAAUCCUCGCUUUUCAGAAGCUGGCACACACACAAAGAAGUCUUUUCUUUUUUUCAUACAGUAACAUUUUAUUAUUGAAAAAAGCCUACAUUGUGUUAGUUUUUUCUGCAACAAUUUUCAACAGUUACAGACCCUGACCUCUCAGAUAUUUGUGGACGUUUUAAUUUCAACGCUUUAUCUUAUUUUGAAGUAGUCUUCCUGUUUGGUUUCUUGGUGUGAAUGUAGUUGUAGUCCAGGUCACUUGUUAUGCAGAAGGCACCAGUUUGAAAGAUAAGCUUAAGAGUCCUUAAAUGUAAGUUUCCUAAGAAGUAAACUUUGAUAAAGAUGUUAGGAGGCACACAAAAAUCUGCUGUUCGUCUGAAUUAACAAGGUCGACGCCUCAGCUGCACAUUUGGGAUCCAGUAAUUCAGCGAUGCAUGUCUCUGCGUGUCUCGAGUCACCAGCCUGAAUGGAUUUCAGAUGCAUCAUCUUAUAUCCAUGGAGCAUGUCGGAUCAGCUGAGGUGAUCCUGCAGAAACUCUGCAACGUCCAGCAAGCGGAGCAGAGCUUGUUUUGAGUCUCAACAACAGCAAAGAUCUGAUGUGUCUGCACAAAGUCAAUAAACUGAUAACAACAACAUCUACGUUACUGAAAAGUAACUCCCAAAGUGUCAAACCAAAAUAAAACUGGAUGUUAAUGAAACACUCGAGUGGUCAAAAUGAGAGCUUCUGUCGGAUCUUAAGGAUACUGGUGUCUCGUUACUUCAACUUUUCCUUAUUCCAGAGAUAAUCACCUCGUUAAUUCAGACAAACGGAGCAGAUUUUUAUUCGCUUAUGUGAACGCAAAACGCUUCCUGUUAAGUAGAGCUAAGGCCGUGUUUGGAUUUCAGCUUUUGGAACAAAGUAAAUAAAACCUGUCCUACUGAUGGUCAGGAUAUUUCCUUUGAUUGUUUAACAUGAUUAACUACUGGGGUAGUUAAUGUUCAAAACUGUCCCUUCAUGACAUCACAAAGGGCAGUAGCCCCUCCCCCAGGUGGGUGACACUCCCACAGCUAGGUGUUUGUUCUGCCCUCUGAGUCUGCCUUCUCACAGUAAACAAUAGGACAUGGAGCGAGAAAGACAGAGACACCCAAGCACCUUCCAGAGAGGGGGCGUGGUCAGACACAGCUCAUUUACAUAUUUAAAGGUACAGACACAGAAACAGCCUGUUCUGAGCAGGGCUGAAAUAGAGGGGUUUAUAGACAUGAUCAAAUACAGGAUCAGAGUGGAUUUAGAACAAGAAACUUCACACACAUGUUUUGAGGAGCUCUGAGACUAGUUGAAAAGGAGGAGAAUAUGUCACCUUUAAAGGACAAUUCCCAAACGGCAAUCUGAUAUUCUUGUUCUCAUUAGAGCCUGUGAGUCUUUUGUUCUUUUAAAACUCCUGUGAGGAGUUUUUAAACUGGCCUUAAUUUGUUGAGUUUUUGUUCUGCCUGUAACUGCUGCACGGUUUCAGACUGGAAGAUUUACAGCACGCUGAGGAAAGAGGCUUUUUGUUUUUACAGUACCCCCCGCACUUAUUCACUUAUUACUGUGAGUGAUAAAUCGAACUAACCAGACAUAAUCCAAACAGGGUGCCAGUUCCUCACAGGAGCUUUAAGUAAUAAUAAUCAUGGAAACCUCAGCUGAGUGUAAUAUGUUUUAAAACGGCUGACUCGUAGAUUAUAUUAGUUUCUUUUGGGUUCCUUCUUCAUUGCUCACUCAGGACGAAACAGAAAAAGAACUUAAACUUAGCAGAUUGAAACACACAUCAGGUUGUUUACUUUUUAUCUCGUACAUUUAAUCCUCAAAGUUUAUUUUUCUCUGGUCUUGUGUCGUCUCUCCUGGACCUCUGCUGAGGUUAACAGACUUUUAGCUCUGUGCUGUAGAUAUAUAUUUACUUGUUACUUCAGAGUAAUGUGAGAGCUGUGUGAUGCAUUCAGGGACCAAACUGAACAGGUACUUAAAGGACACACAGACAGGGAGGGGUGUGGUACUUCAGAUUGUGCACGUUAUUCAAAUGUUCUUCCUUGUGUUAGUCAUUUCAAAUGUUGGGUUUGUUUGUAAAGAGGUUGUUUAUUUGUCGUCUUGCUAACUUUCUUCAAAGUGGGACAUUAUCAUGUGUUUAUGUGCCUUAUCAGCAUUUUCAUUUACUUCUUUAACACAAAUUAAUUCUGUUACUAAGCAUUUGAUCUCACAGUGUGAUUUAUGUUAAAUACUUUAAAUGAACACAAAUACAAACAAAGUGUAUUGUAAAGAAUUAGUAUUUUGUUUCAGCACAGUCAUACAUAUUAGUGCAGAAGAUGUACUGUAACCAUAGCAACAGAGCUGAUGCUAACUACAUCGACAGGUAACUCUAACCGUGAACAGACCACAUGUGUUUGAGGUUUAAUUGAUUAUUUGACGGGAUUAAAAACCCAAACUAUAACUUCCUGCAGUGCACAUUUGCACGAGUAGUUGCUAAUGUGCAUCUCGGUUUCCUAAACAAGUCUGAUGUAACUAAACCUUCAAAUCUAUAAAUAAAGUUUAGUUUUAUCAGGAGUUAAAAUGCCCUAAACCAGGAGAUGUCUGUUAAGAUGUUUAAAUAAGAAGAUGAAGUUAACGACUUAGACAUGACGGAGAACAAGAAGUUCCAAAAAGGUAAAAAUGUUAUCUUGAGCCAGAAGAUGAGGACUUGUUCCCACAGGAUAUUUAUAUUGUGUGAACCACAUAAAACAUUUAACUCUUUAGGACUUCAGGAGCUCUGCAGACUCGAAACCAAAGAGAGUUUUUUUGUUUGUUUGUUUUAGACCCAAUCAGUCAGGUUCUGUGAAAGCCUUUUUGUCUUCUUUGAAGAAACCGAUCAUCAGAAUUGGUUCCUUAAAGGCAGAGUUGGUCAUUUUCUCCUGAUACGCUUUUCAAGACUUUGGUGUAAAUUGUCUUUAGGUCCUGACAGACAUUAAUAACUCAGGUUCUCUGAAAAAGGAACAAAGAAAAUCCAUCAUCUGUAUCAGUUUGUAAAUCUGUAAAAACUUCCACCAAUGUCUGCCACGAGGUACCAAUCUGAUGAACCAAUCAGACGCCUCCCUGUCUCCCUGCUCGCUCUCUACCUCUUAGCGUGCUCUAGCUCACACUCAGAGCUCGUCACCGAUGACUUUAGGAGUUUAUACUGUGAGUUUACUGAAUGAGACAUGAGACGACGUAGUUUCUACACAAUGACAGAGAUGAGCUGAGGUCCACUUCUGGAGCGACGGCGCUCGUGCAUGUAAGUGAGGGGGCGUGGCUUUAGAGGGCGCACAGAGGGGAGGGGGGCGGGUGUAGACGGAGCAGUGAGGGAAUGCGACUUUCAAAAUCACGCUAGUUUUCGAAAAUGACCAACCCUGCCUUUAAAAAGAUCGCUCAACACUCCUGUUACGUGUGUGAGGAGAAUGUAAAGAUGAAAGAAUCGGAGCUGAACGCUGCUGCUGUAAACGACAUUCAUGUAUUUUGUUGUUAAAUUUGUACAUUCCUGAAACGUUUCACGACUUCUUUCAUGACCUCUGAUGACCAGUUGAUUGUUGAACAGGAAGGGACAGUUGUGAAAACACAGUUAAUGUAAAUCCUGUGUGCUUAUUAAAUGUAACAAACUACAGUACAUCGAUGUUCACCUCGACCCGGUAUCAAAAUAACAGAUUAAUAAAUUAUUUGGUGAGAAAAAUC